Molecule: messenger RNA, 2670 nt
Organism: Triticum turgidum subsp. durum (durum wheat)
Lineage: Eukaryota; Viridiplantae; Streptophyta; Magnoliopsida; Poales; Poaceae
Source: the annotation of a GenBank genome assembly
AUGGAAUCCGUAACCAUCGUCCAGGCUCAGCCGUUCGCUGGGAUAAACUCCCCGCUGCCGUUGGAUGAGGGCCGUCUUGGUACACCGGAGAGAGAUGCUACAAGCAUGCCUCAGCCUUGUUCGACUUCAACAUCCGAGAGUGCUGAGGAAUGGAAGCCUGCUUUGGGGAUGACAUUUGAAGGUCUGGAGGCCGUGGAAGCGUUCUACAAGGCGUUCGCACACCGCGUUGGUUUCGGGGUUCGUGUCGGGCAGCAGAAGGUGGUGGACAAUGUGGUUGAGAGCAAGCGCUACAUGUGCUCGAGCCAAGGGUUCAGGUCGGAGAAGGUUAAAAGGAAUGUUAAAGCCGCGAAUAAGAAGCGCAAGAGGGAGGUCACCAGAUGUGGCUGCGAUGCGCAUAUCUACGUCAAGCGCUGCAGCGGUAACACCUACAAGAUUCACUCGAUGAUUGAGCAACACAAUCAUGGCUUUGUGCCACCUGAUAAGCUUCAUUUGAUUAGAUCGAACCGUGGAGCUAGCGAGAAGGAAAAGGUUAUACCCGAGUGCGAUGAGGCGUUGAGGCCGUCCCUAGGGAUGGCAUUUGAAGGCCUCAGCUCUGCGGAGGAGUUCUACAAAUCAUAUGCACGUCAUUGCGGGUUUAAGGUGCGUGUCGGGCAGCAUAAGUUGCUGAAUAAGGAGGUAGUGCAAUUCAAGCGCUUCAUGUGCUCAAGGGAAGGCUUCAGGUCCGACAAAGGUAAAGACCCCUCUAGUGAGAGAAAGAAGCGAAAUGUGAAGGUGACUAGAUGUGGAUGUAAUGCCCAUAUUGUUGUGAAGUGGUGCAGUGGUAACACAUAUAAAGUAUCAUCAUUGAUCGAGCACCACAAUCAUGGACUUGUUUUACCUGAUAAAGUGACUAAAUCAAAGCGAAGAGUUAGUGAGAAGGCAAAGAAUAAACUAAGCUCUUCACUCGCGCCUGAAUGUGACGAGGCAUUGAAGCCAUCAGUAGGGAUGGUAUUUGAAGACAUUGGUUCUGUGGAGGAGUUUUACAAGUCAUAUGCACAUCACUGUGGGUUUUCAGUACGUGUUGGGCAGCGUAAGUUGCUGAAUAACGAGGUGGUGCAGUGGAAGCGCUUCAUGUGCUCAAGGGAAGGUUUCAGGUCCGAGAAAUGUAUGGGCGUUGAUGAUCCCUCUAGGAAGAGAAAGGUACGAAAGGUAACCAGAUGUGGGUGUGAUGCUCGUAUUAUUGUGAAGCGGUGCACUGAUAACAAGUAUAAAAUUACAUCAUGGAUCGAGCACCAUAAUCAUGGAUUUGUGCCGCCUGAUAAGUGUCACUUGAUUAGAUCGAAUCGUCAAUUGAGUGACAAGGUGAAGCCAACAGUAUCCACGCAUUGCAAAGCAAGCACAGGCACCUCCCAGGCAAACAAGCCUGAUCAUGUCAGUGAGGGGAGGUCUGACAAUGUGGGUUGCACAAAGAGAGACUUGCAGAAAUACCAUCAUGAUCUUUGUAGUAAAAUUAAGAAUGAAGAUGCUCAGAUAUUUGUGGCCCAGCUAUGUAGAAAGCAGCAAGAGGAUUCAGCAUUUUUCUUUGACUGUGAUGUGGAUGACCAGGGUAUGUUGGUGCAUGUAUUUUGGGCUGAUGCCACAAGCAGGAAAAACUACAUUUAUUUCAGUGAUAUGUUAACUUUUGAUUGUACAAACACACUGAAUCAACACGGCAUGAUUUUUGCACCAUUUACUGGGACCAAUCAUCAUCUGCAAAGUGUGUUUUUCGGUGCUGCAUUCCUAGCUGAUGAGAAGAUUGAGUCGUAUGCCUGGCUGUUUCAGACCUUCCUAAGGGCAAUGGGAGGGGUCUCUCCUAAAACUAUUGUAACUAGGGAAAAUGAUAGGAUGAAGGCUGCGAUCAGUAAUGUUCUACCAGCCACCACCCAUAGGUUGUGCAUGUUGGAGAUGUUGGAAAGAAUGCCCGAGAAGGUUGAACCAUCUCUUAGAAACAACCCUCUAUUUCAGACAAGGAUGAACGAAUGUGUUUUGGGGUCAGAAACUGUGUUCGAGUUUGAGUCAAAAUGGGAGUCUAUAAUUUCCGACUUUGGGUUGCAGGGCAAUCAGUGGCUGGCUGAAAGGUAUUCCGCCCGUGAAAGAUGGAUUCUGGCCUACUCGACGGAUAUCCAUCUGUCAGGCAUUCUCAGAAGCACUGCAUGGUCAAAGAGCGCAAAGUCAUUUUUCAACUGUUUCAUCAACCAGAAGCUCUCUUUGGUUGAGUUUUGGCUUAGGUUUGAAGCAGCCUUAGAGUGCCAGCGUCAAGAGGAAUCGAAUGCAGAUCACACGAGCGCCCAUACGACGCCUCAACUGAUAACACCAUGGGGAUUGGAGAAGCAUGGAAGUGUAGUGUUCACACAUGAGGUGUUUGAGAGAUUCCAAGAAGAGAUUGUCGCUGCUAGAGACCAUUGCGUUGUCGAAGACAUGGCACAAACCGAGGGGGUGAAAACUGUGGCCAUCGGUGGUGACGACUCCGACAAAGUUAGGGAGGUGCGCUGGGACGCAAUCACCAUGACGGCCAACUGCUCCUGCAAGCUAUUUGAGUCGGUAGGAAUCCCGUGCCGCCAUAUUAACCUAGUGCUGAGAAGCUCAAAACUGAAUGAGCUACCGAGUAGUUGUGUUUUGAAAAGAUGGCAAAAGAGUGCAAAAUUUGGGUAA